CAAAGAAACCAGGUGUGCGCAUCCACCCACCUCCCUCCGCCUCCGCCAUUCCCACCCGCCGCGAUUUUCUUGCUUCUGGAACAACCAUUCCCACCAAUCCCCCUCUUGGCAGCUCAACCAGAGACUCCCCCACCAUCACUGCCUGUGCUCUCCAAAAUCUCCAAGCCGAUCUUCCCCAAAUCCUCAACCCGUGCCCAGCCCUCCGCCGUCCUGUUCCCAUCCCAACCCCGCUGCCCACCACUCACCGCGGAGGAAACGCCAAAUCCUUCUGCCAUCCUUUGGCACAUGGAUGCCCUGGCAGCCGGCUGGGCUGGCGCGGCUCCCCCCGCCCCCGCCGCACAUCUGGGCAGCUGUGGCGGCGGCAGGCCCCGCGUUCUGCCCCGGCAGCGCUGACAUCAGCGCGGUUUCCUGCCCUCCGCCGCCGCACCGGGUGCGCAGAGCCCCGGGCAGCCCCGGGACACCCCGGCAGAGCCCCCAGAGCCAUGGAGUCGGUGGCCCUGUACAGCUUCCAGGCGACGGAGCAGGACGAGCUGCCCUUCCGGAAAGGGGACACCCUGAAGAUCCUCAACAUGGAAGAUGACCAGAACUGGUACAAGGCUGAGCUGUUCGGCUGCGAGGGCUUUGUCCCCAAAAACUACAUCAAGGUCAAGCCACACCCGGUGCGGAUGCGGUGCCGGGGUGUCCCCGGGGGUGCCCGAGUGGCUCAGCCCGGUGCCCCUCGCAGGUGGUACGCGGGCAGGAUCUCCCGGCACCUGGCAGAGGAGCGGCUGCUCCAGCGCGAUCACCUGGGAGCCUUCCUGAUCCGCGACAGCGAGAGCGCCCCGGGAGAGUUCUCACUCUCCGUCAACUACGGGAAGAACGUCCAGCACUUCAAGGUGCUCAGGGAGAGGAACGGCAAAUAUUUCCUCUGGGAGGAAAAGUUCAACUCCCUCAACAAGCUGGUGGAUUUCUACAGGAUGACCACGGUCGCCAAAGAGCAGCAGAUUUUCCUGUGGGACAAGGACCAGACCCAGGAGGUGAAGAGACCCCGAUUCGUGCAAGCCCAGUUCGAUUUCACUGCCCAGGAGGGCUCCCAGCUGCCCUUCCUCCGUGGGGACAUCAUUGAGGUCCUGGACUGCCCCGACCCCAGCUGGUGGCGGGGGAAGAUCUACGGCCGCGUUGGGCUCUUCCCCCGGAGCUACGUCCACCCUGUCCGCCAGUGACCGUCACCGCUGGUCCUGGCCCCGGUGUCCUCACUCACCAGAGCUGCCUCCUGCCUGUCCUGAGUGUCCACGCACCCCUGAGUGUCCCCAGGAUGGUGCCUGGCCCUUGUGAAACCUCAGCUGUGGCUCCCCUGUUCCCCAGGGACGGGGCUGGCAGUGCUGCUCCCCGGGGAGGGAGUGGGCAGUGUUCAACCAUGGCCAUAAAAACUUUUCCAGAGCCACAAUCCAGUGGGAUGAGAGCAACAGAGGGGGUGAGCCCAAAACCCCAAACUUUGGCUCCUCUCCAAAGCCCCAGCUCCAGGGAGAGCUGCAGGCAGCCAGGACACAACCAGGAUCCACAACUCCACGGAGGAAUUCCAGAACUCAGGGUACCAGGGAAGGCUGAUCCAGGGGGAUUCCAUGCAGGAGAUACUGUUCAGAGCUGCAAUUUGUGGCACUUUUUAAUAUUCUUUUUUAUUUAGGGCUGGUAAAAUGUGUCAGGGCGUUGUC
Messenger RNA from Parus major (Great Tit), 1691 nucleotides. RefSeq names its product GRB2 related adaptor protein (gene GRAP). The transcript is spliced from 5 exons. The record is from RefSeq and is a predicted model, not a curated record. The coding region runs from base 483 to 1202 and encodes 239 amino acids. Gene Ontology annotation, molecular function: protein binding. Lineage: Eukaryota; Metazoa; Chordata; Aves; Passeriformes; Paridae.